This is a messenger RNA of Fusarium vanettenii 77-13-4, 1266 nucleotides long. RefSeq lists its product as uncharacterized. The coding region runs from base 1 to 1266 and encodes 421 amino acids. Lineage: Eukaryota; Fungi; Ascomycota; Sordariomycetes; Hypocreales; Nectriaceae. The record is from RefSeq and is a predicted model, not a curated record. The transcript has a single exon.
AUGGCUUUUGGGUCAUUUCUGCGAUCACUUCUGAGCGGACUCUCCACCUCUGUCAAGCCUUCUCACGUCGCUGUGCAGAAGCUUCAGAAGGCAAGAGGGAGCCCAAGCCCACCGCCACGCACCAAACCACAGCGACAACGCACGCCGGAGCGGGAUCUGCGGGACAAGAAGCGGGCGCGCGUCGACACCUGGAGCGCGUCGUCAUCAUCGCGAGCCCGCACACGGUCACCGAGAGAGACACAGGUUCAUCACCAGAGGGCACGGGAUCAAUUACACGAGAGGAAUCAGGAACAACAGCAUCAGCAUCAACAGCAGCAGCAAAGGGCCCGCGAUAGCUGGUCCGCCGCUACUGCUUCCGCCACCACGACGGCCACUGCCGCCAUCACCAGGGAGGCCUCGGUUACGCGCAACAGCCACCACGGGCGUACUGACUCCCAGCAUCGAAAAGUCCGCGAGAGCUGGCCAGCCUCGACAAGAGAGCCAUCUGCCACGCGCAGCCACGGACCUACUGACCGCGUUACUCGCCGUCACACUCACGCUCCAUCGACGACGACGACACGGCGGGACCGCAGUCAGAGCCGCCAUGGCACCAACCGGCUACUUUACUCGGCCAGCCCAGCCAGCAACAUGGGAGUCGUCAGCGCCACCGACCGAGCCAUGGCCCCAGACAUUGUGCGCGAGGUCAUCAACCUCAUUGCCGUCCGCUUCAGCCACAUCCCCUACGCUGUGAGCGGCCACGCUGCUAUGGCCUACUACGGCUACGAUGUCAAGCCCUUCAAGGUAAGCAUCAUCUGUCCCGAGCACACCCGCAAGCCCCUGAAGGGCUGGGCCCGGACACAUGACAUGCUUCCCAUCCCCGGAAAGACGGACAUCUGGGGCAUUCCGACGUCCGACGGGCUCUUCCGUCAGGUCCGCGUGAGGUUCCCCUACGACUUUGGCAGCGCGCACAUUGUCAAGGAGGGUCCAACGGCCGCCGCCGUGCUGUCGCUGCCUGGCUUGGCCGACGAGUUGGCUAGGACCUACGUGAACGAACUCAAGCACGCUGAUCUGAGGAGGCAAGAGUCUCUGGGUAAGGAGCUGAUGUGGGUGCUACGGAGGAUCUCUACCCUCAAGCAUGACGACCACUGGCUCAGACCCGAGAGAGCGCCGCACCUGGUCCAAGACCGGUUCUGGCUUCCCUUUUCCCUAUCAUACCCUGCCUCCGUCCCCCUAUUCGCGGCGGCGGGAUGGAGCAUACCUAAUGCGGAGAGCUGGUGUUCACCUUAA